AGCGAGAAGCUGUGCCGGGCCCAGCAGGAGCUGCACUUCCAGGCCGCCACUUACCUGUGCCUGCUGCGCAGCGUCCGCGAGCACGAGGCCCUGCACCGCGAGUACCACGGCAAGGGCGAGCGCUCGACCGAGGAGGUCGCCGGCCUCGUGGGCUUCAGGUUGCCGCAGCAGCCGGGAGGGAAGGGUUGA
Molecule: messenger RNA, 189 nt
Organism: Acanthisitta chloris (rifleman)
Lineage: Eukaryota; Metazoa; Chordata; Aves; Passeriformes; Acanthisittidae
Gene: FMC1
Product: chromosome unknown open reading frame, human C7orf55
Exons: 1
Cellular component (GO): mitochondrion
Source: RefSeq, a predicted model, not a curated record